UUCAACUUUAAAUAAAGAAAAUACUAUAAGGUUGACUAUUUAGGUCUACAUAGUACACUUUGUGAUGAUUAGGCUAUGUAGGCCUAACUGUGUAACAAGCAACAUUCAUUAAUCUGUCUCACUUCUAGGCUAUGUAUAAAUAAAACAAUUAACGAAAUUGCUGUGAAUACGACAUAUAGAGAGUCUAUAUAUAGUAUGUAUAAGUUAAUACAACCUAUAAUAAAGUCAAUCACUGUAAAAAUACGGACAAAUGACGGGAGAAACCGCAGUGUCAAUAUGUCUUCAUCAAAUAUGGGUCAGUGGGUCACAUAAAUACCCUGGUAUAGGCAUACAGAUCAUGAACUAGGAUCAUGACAUAAUGUUGGCGUCGGCUUGCAAGAGUCUAAUGGUGCUUUCAGGACAACUGGGAACUCGGGGGAAAUGAGGUCAAAUAAUGACGUCAGUGAUCUUCACGUCGGAAAUGAGGAGUUCUGAAAAGAUUCCGAGUUUCCGAAUUGUAAUUCCGAGUUGGAUGAACGUUCACAAGGUUUUUUCCCGAGUUCCUAGUUGUCUUGAACGCUCUGAAGUCGACUUCCAAGUUCCAAAUUGUUUUGAACGCGGCAUAAAACUGCUUACUAAAGGCGUAAGUGACACUGCUGUCCCCACGUUCUUUCACUUUGACUCCGCCCACUCCGAGUGGGCAUCUCUAAAUGACUAUGGUUCGCACGCCGACAGGAGGAUGCUUAUGGUUUGCCUACGGGGAGAUAAGAGGACGUUGUCGAGGCACUGCCAAGGAGGUGAGUUCAGGGAAAAUCCCUUUUCAGCCUCAAGCCACGUUCACCACCUCUAUAAUAUCCAGUAUGGCUGAAGAAAUGCCUUCAUGGACCUCAGAAAGGUUUGUUGAUAAAGUGUACAUUUCAAAGAGAAGUAUCAGAAAAAACUUAAUAAACAAAAUGCACUACGUUUCCCACGUGCCCUCAGAGAGUGUAAAAGUCAACACUGCUCACAAAGUGGAAAGUGACUCUAACCCAUCUGAUAAUGACGAUACUGACUCCCUCUCAGGUAGUAGCUACACUGGGAUGAUUUAUUUAAACCCACAAACACCUACAUGGACUCUGGCUGAGAAGUUUGCUGGGCUCAACUCUGGAAAAGACAGGAGACUGUCUCCCAAUCAGGACCUCUGUAGUCCUCCAGGUUCACCCGCAGCCAUUGAACAUAAUGUUGCCAAUAGGAGAGGUUCUACAGGUCUGGAGGGGGUCUACUCAGACUCGUCACAACAGGAGGAAGGCAACAUCAAGAAUGGUACUAAAAGACUUCUGCAGAGGAAAGUGUGUAGCGGUGAUCCUUCUGAUCUGAAGCUGCAUCUGGUGAGAGAGAUCAGGCCCAAAACCAAGGAGGCUCUGUCUGAUGUUCGUCAUGAUGUGCGCGAUGUACGUGGGAACAAGGGGAAUUGGAAGGGUGGAGAACCGCUAGUCAUUCCCCCUCCACUAAACAAGGCUAUGGCCAUGAUUGAUGCCUGUGAGGAUAAGGUGCCUAUAGUGUUUGCUGCCAUGAAGAAACGUGGAGUGGAGGGAGACACAGAGAACCGGCCCUACAAGUGCACUCACUGCAACUGGGCCUUUAAGAAGUCCAGCAAUCUGCAGAGUCAUCUAGAUACUCAUAGUGGCCUGAAGCCUCAUAUAUGUGACCUGUGUGGCAAAGCCUAUUCUCACCAAGGCACACUGCAGCAGCACAAGCGCCUGCACACUGGAGAGAGACCGUACCACUGCCCCUUCUGUGAAAAGACGUACAUCUGGUCCUCCGAUUACCGCAAGCACAUUCGCACGCACACCGGAGAGAAACCGUACGUGUGCGAGACCUGCAGCAAGGACUUUGUGCGCUCCUCGGACCUGCGGAAGCAUGAGCGCAACAUGCACACCAAUGAAAAACCCUUCCCGUGCACGCAGUGCGGCAAGACCUUCAACAAGCCACUGUCCCUGCUCCGCCAUGAGCGCACUCACCUGGGCGAGCGGCCCUUCUGCUGUCCCAUCUGCGGGAAAGCCUUUGCCGUGGCCAGCCGCAUGGCAGAGCACCAGAAGGUGCACACCGGAGUGAGACCCUACACUUGCCUGGUCUGCACCAAGUCCUUCACCAAGUCCUCCAACCUGCUGGAGCACCAGGCCGUACACAGCGGCAUCCGCCCCCACAAGUGUCCUCAGUGCGGGGUGGCAUUCGCCAUGGUGUCCCGCCUGGUCCGUCACCAACGUGUCCAUACCGGAGAGAGGCCCUACGACUGCACAGGCUGCAGCAUGUCCUUCAGCCGCACGGCUGCUCUGAAGCGCCACCAAGAGCAGACGUGUGCCGGGAGGAUCUUUGUCUGUGUGGAGUGUGACAAGGCAUUCCAGUGUGCCUCUCAGCUCACAGAGCACAUGGUGAGCCAUGAAUGACCCUACUGCUGCUGCUACUGCUGCUGCUGCUGCUUCUGUUGUUGAAAACACUGAAGACUGAUUUAUGCUGUUUGGGAGCUACCCUCUCAUACAGUACAAACAGUUGGUCUAAUCAACCUUACUGAUCUCUACAUGCUACGCUCUCAGAAAAAAGUGUUCCCAAAGGGUUCUUCGGCUGUCCCCAUAGGAUAACCCUUUUUGGUUCCAGGUAGAUAGCAUCUUUUUUGAAGGAAAACAUCCUGCUAGGCUGCUAAGCUUUAAAAUACAGUGCCUUCGGAAAAUAUUCACACCCCUUUCCUUUUUCACAAGUGCCCUCAGCCGGUAUGAUGCAUUUUGCAUCAAAUUAUGUUGCGAUUUGCAUCAUAUGAUGCUCAAUGCAUCAUACACGUUGUGUUUCUGUAUUUUAUCUUGAAGUUGUAUAUCUUGAAAACUUGAUUGCUGACAUGGAAAACAUUUUGGGACUGUAUAAAAAAUUUGACUAAUGAAACAAAUACCAAAAGAUGGUUUUGGGGUGGAACUUUCCUUUUAUGGCUGUGAUUGGAGAAAACUGAGGAUGGAUCAAGAACAUUGUAGUUACUCCACAAUACUAACCUAAAUGACAGAUUGAAAAGAAGGAAGCCUGUACAGAAUACAAAUAUUCCAAAUCAUGCAUCCUGUUUGCAAUAAGGCACUAAAGUAAAACUGCCAAAAAUGUGCCAAAGCAAUUCACUUUUUGUCCUGAAUACAAAGCAUUAUGUUUGGGGCAAAUCCAACACAACACAUCACUGAGUACCACUCUUCAUAUUUUCAAGCAUGGUGGUGGCUGCAUCAUGUUAUGUGUAUGCUUGUUAUCGGCAAGGACAAGGGAAUGGAAUAGAGCUAAGCACAGGAAAACCUGGUCCAGUCUGCUUUCCAACAGACACUGGGAGACAAAUGUACCUUUCAGCAGGACAAAAACCUAAAACACAAGGCCAAUAACCUAAAACACAAGGCCUUGCAAAAGUAUUCACCCCCUUGGCAUUUUUCGUAUUUUGUUGCAUUACAACCUGUAAUUUGAAUGGGUUUUUAUUUGGAUUUCAUGUAAUGGACAUACACAAAAUAGUCAAAAUUGGUGAAGUGAAAUGAAAAUAAUAACUUGUUUCAAAAAACUCAAAAACAGAAAAGUGGUCCGUGCAUAUGUAUUCACCCCUUUUGCUAUGAAGCCCCUAAAUAAGAUCUGGUGCAACCAAUUACCUUCAGAUGUCACAUAAUUAGUUAAAUAAAGUCCACCUGUGUGCAAUCUAAGUGUGACAUGAUCUGUCACAUGAUCUCAGUAUAUAUACACGUAUUCUGAAAAGCCCCAGAGUCUGCAACACCACUAAGCAAGGGACACCACCAAGCAAGUUGCACCAUGAAGACCAAAGAGCUCUCCAAACAGGUCAGGGACAAAGUUGUGGAGAAGUACAGAUCAGGGUUGGGUUAUAAAAAAAUAUCAGAAACUUUGAACAUCCCACAGAGCGCCAUUAAAUUCAUUAUUUAAAAAUGAAAAAGACUAUGGCACCACAACAAACCUGCCAAGAGAGGGCCGCCCACCAAAACUCACGGACCGGGCAAGGAGGGCAUUAAUCAGAGAGGCAACAAAGACACCAAAGAUAACCCUGAAGGAGCUGCAUAGCUUCGGGGCAGAGAUUUGAGUAUCUGUCCAUAGGACCACUUUAAGCCGUACACUCCACAGAGCUGGGCUUUAUGGAAGAGUGGCCAGAAUAAAAUAAGUAAACAUGUUUGGUGUUCGCCAAAAGGCAUGUGGGAGACUCCCCAAACAUAUGGAAGAAGGUACUCUGGUCAGAUGAGACUAAAAUUGAGCUUUUGGCCAUCAAGGAAGAUGUUAUGUCUGGCACAAACCCAACACCUCUCAUCACCUCGAGAACAUCAUCCCCACAGUGAAGCAUGGUGGUGGCAGCAUCAUGCUGUGGGGAUGUUUUUCAUUGGCAGGGACUGGGAAACUGGUCAGAAUUGAAGGAAUGAUGGAUGGCGCUAAAUACAGGGAAAUUCUUGAGGCAAACCUGUUUCAGUCUUCCAGAUUUGAGACUGUGACAGAGGUUCACCUUCCAGCAGGACAAUGCCCCUAAGCAUACUGCUAAAGCAACACUUGAGUGGUUUAAGGGGAAACAUUUAAAUGUCUUGGAAUGGCCCAGUCAAAGCCCAGACCUCAAUCCAAUUGAGAAUCUGUUGGAUUGAGAUUGCUGUACACCAUCGGAACCCAUCCAACUUUAAGGAGCUGGAGCAGUUUUGCCUUGAGGAAUGGGCAAAAAUCCCAGUGACUAGAUGUGCCAAGCUUAUAGAGACAUACCCCAAGAGACUUGCAGCUGUAAUUGCUGCAAAAGGUGGUUCUACAAAGUAUUGACUUUGGGGGGGUGAAUAGUUAUGCACACUCAAGUUUUCUGUUUUUUUGUCUUAUUUCUUGUUUGUUUCACAAGAAAAAAUAUUUUGCAUCAUCAAGGUGGUAGGCAUGUUGUGUAAAUCAAAUGAUACAAACCCCCCAAAAAAUCUAUUUUAAUUCUAGGUUGUGAGGCAACAAAAUAGGAAAAAUGCCAAGGGGGGGUGAAUACUUUCGCAAGCCACUGUAUACAAUGGAGUUGCAUACCAAGACGACAUUGAGUGUUCCUGAGUGGCCUAGUUACAGUUUUGACUUAUAUCGGCUUGAAAAUCUAUGGCAACUUGAAAAUGGCUGUCUAGCAAUGAUCAACAACUUAACCGAAUUUUAAAAAGAAUAAUAUGCAAAUAUUGUACAAUCCAGUUGUUUAACGCUCUUAGAGACUUACCCAGAAAGACACAGCUAUAAUCACUGCCUAAGGUGCUUAUACAAAGUAUUGAAUCAGGGGUGUGAAUACUUAUGUAAAUGAGUACAUUUGCAAAAAAUUCUAAAAAGAUGUUUUCACUUUGCCGUUAUGGGGUAUUGUGUGUAGGUAGAUGGGUGAGAAUAAAAUAUAUUUAAUACAUUUUCAAUUCAGGCUGUAACACAACAAGAUGUGGAAUAAGUCAAGGAGAAUGAUUUUUAUGAAAUACGACCUGUAAUUAAUUACAAUAUGAGUGAAAAGGUUUUCCUUCCAAAAAAUGCUAAUUUUUAAAAGCAGCUUUUCUGUGUUAGAAUGGUGUGGGCGUACCCCAACACCAGAGCGGUGUGGGUGUAUACCAGUCAUUAAAAAUAUUAAUGCAAGUAGACUCAUUCCCUAUAAGGAAAUAACAAUAAUUUUUUAAAUGGUCUGUUUGAGAUACAAGUCUGAGGUGUAGUUUAAAAAAUAUAUUUUUUAAUUUUUAUGCUUUGGCCACAAAUACGAGUAUAGGAUGAGUCAACAACAUCAUUUGGGUAUGAGUUAACAGAAUAUUAACGUUUAAAAGGGAGAUUUUCACUGGACAGUUACUUAAGCAUCCUCUGAAAAUAUUCUAAAAUCUAUAUUAAAAAACUUCUGCUAAUGCAAGCAUGAGUUUGUCUGAAAAAAGCUAAAUUGUUAAGGAAGAUGUAUGAUGUUCAGGAAUUAUAUGCCGCUUUCUAUAAUAUUUGUGAUCUCUUAUAUAAGGAAUGUGGUAAAAUACCCACAAUAAUCAACUGUCAUCUGUCAUCCUCAAUGAUGGAGAGUAUUGGAUUUAUUUUACUACACUGUGGUUACAUAGUUUAUUUAUUCUGUGUGAACUUGACAAAGACUGUCUGAAAAAUAUAUACUACCAGGAAUUACUUUGCCCUGAAUGACAGUUGAGGGUAUCAAUAUGUUUGAAAUGUUUUUUGUUUUUUACCUGUUCUUAUAAAAUAGAUCUCUGGUUAAUUGACACAAGCAACAGCUUGCUUUCAUCAAUUUAUUUUUUUAAGUAUGUCAGUUUGUUCUUGUUUUUAUCAUUUGAGCAUGCCUUCUUUCUGGUGACCCAUAGUUCUAUUCAAAUCUCUAUUAUUCUGCAAUACAGUAUUUGACUUAGAAUGGAGUAGACUAGAAUACAAUACAAUACAAUUCAUCUUUAUUGUCCCCAAAAAGCAAUUCAGUUGCAUCAAAAUUGGACAGUUUAGUAGUUUGACAGCAUGUAGCUUAUGGUAGGUUAGUGAAGGCUAAACUUUAGAGGAGUGAUUAUACAACCGUUGCCAAAAGUUUUGAGAAUGACACAAAUAUUAAUUUCCACAAAGUUUGCUGCUUCAGUGUCUUUAGAUAUUUUUGUCAGAGUUUACUAUGGAAUACUGAAGUAUAAUUACAAGCAUUUCAUAAGUGUCAAAGGCUUUUAUUGACAAUUACAUGAAGUUGAUGCAAAGAGUCAAUAUUUGCAGUGUUGACCCUUCUUUUUAAAGACCUCUGCAAUCCACCCUGGCAUGCUGUCAAUUAACUUCUGGGCCACAUCCUGUCUGAUGGCUGCCCAUUCUUGCAUAAUCAAUGCUUGGAGUUUGUCAGAAUUUGUGGGUUUUUGUUUGUCCACCCGACUUUUGAGGAUUGACCACAAGUUCUCAAUGGGAUUAAGGUCUGGGGAGAUUCCUGGCCAUGGACCCAAAAUAUCGAUGUUUUGUUCCCCGAGCCACUUAUUUAUCACUUUUGCCUUAUAGCAAGGUGCUCCAUCAUGCUAGAAAAGGCAUUGUUCGUCACCAAACUGUUCCUGGAUGGUUGGGAGAAAUUGCUCUCAGAGGAUGUGUUGGUACCAUUCUUUAUUCAUGGCUGUGUUCUUAGGCAAAAUUGUGAGUGAGCCCACUCCCUUGGUUGAGAAGCAACCCCACACAUGAAUGGUCUCAGGAUGCUUUACUGUUGGCAUGACACAGGACUGAUGGUAGCUCUCACCUUGUCUUCUCCGGACAAGCUUUCCGGAUGCACCAAACAAUUGGAAAGGGGAUUCAUCAGAGAAAAUGACUUUACCCCAGUCCUCAGCAGUCCAAUCCCUGUACCUUUUGCAGAAUAUCAGUCUGUCCCUGAUGUUUUUCCUGGAGAGAAGUGGCUUCUUUGCUGCCCUUCUUGACACCAGGCCAUCCUCUAAAAGUCUUCGCCUCACUGUGCGUGCAGAUGCACUCACACCUGCCUGCUGCCAUUCCUGAGCAAGCUCUGUACUGGUGGUGCCCCGAUCCCGCAGCUGAAUAAACUUUAGGAGACGGCCCUGGCGCUUGCUGGACUUUCUUGGGCGCCCUGAAGCCUUCUUCACAACAAUUGAACUGCUCUCCUUGAAGUUCUUGAUGAUCUGAUAAAUGCUUGAUUUAGGUGCAAUCUUACUGGCAGCAAUAACCUUUCCUGUGAUGCCCUUUUUGCGCAAAGCAAUGAUGACGGCACGUUUUUCCUUGCAGGUAACCAUGGUUGACAGAGAAAGAACAAUGAUUCCAAGCACCACCCUCCUUUUGAACCUUCCAGUCUGUUAUUCGAACGCAAUCAGCAUGACAGAGUGAUCUCCAGCCUUGUCCUUGUCAACACUCACACCUGUGUUAACGAGAGAAUCACUGACAUGAUGUCAGCUGGUCCUUUUGUGGCAGGGCUGAAAUGCAGUGGAAAUGUUUUGGGGGGGAUUCAGUUAAUUUGCAUGGCAAAGAGGGACUUUGCAAUUAAUUGCAAUUCAUCUGAUCACUCUUCACAACAUUCUGGAGUAUAUACAAAUUGCCAUCAUACAAACUGAGGCAGCAGACUUUGUGAAAAUUUAUAUUUGUGUCAUUCUCAAAACUUUUGGCCACGACUGUACACAUGAGCACCUCUAAGAAGAACACCUAGUAGCCUAUUAAGUGCAGUGUGCAUCCCAAAUGGCACCUUUAGGUCCUGGUCAAAAAUAAUGUACUAUAUAGGAAAUAUGUUGCCUUUUGGCAAGCACACCUAGUAGCAUAUGAAGUGGAGAUCAGUAAUGAGGGUGCAGUUCUAAGGUUAAUCGUAUGGGAACAAUCUGAAUCUUUGAAAGUACAAUAUGGAAUGUAAUUUAUAACAUUUUUGUUUGUUAUGGAUUUGGCAGGUUUUGUUUUUGUAUUUUUUACCUGUGUUUUUGGUGUUCUUUGAUGAAGAGUAUGGACACCUUGAUUGCAAAGGAGUGCAGAAUAACAUAAUGCAGAAAGCGCCAUCCUUUUCUGAAAAUCUAGACCAGCAAGAUUGAAUUCAAUGUACGUCCUUUGAAGCACUUUAACAGCUUCUACCCCCAGCUCACAGCAGGGACCUUAAGUGAGUUUGAAAGUCCAGUAAUUUGUCUUACUAAGACCCGGUGAUCCGUUGUGAAAAUUGGUCCUCCAAUACCUCUGUAGCACAGGAGGCUGCUAACGGGAGAACAGCUCAUAAUAAUAUCUGGAAUGGAGUGAAUGGAAUGGUUUGAUGUGUUCGAUACCAUUCCAUUUAUUCCCUUCCAGCUAUUACUAUGAGCACGUCCUCCCCAAUUAAGGUACCACUCGCUGCCUGUGCUCUGUAGUUAACCUUAAGUCUUACUACAAUCCACAACUUACUCAAUAAUACAGUUUUGAUACCAUCAGAUACCAUCAGUGCCAUCCAGUCACAUGAGAAUAUACAGUAAGAGACUCACUCACUAUUUCUAUGCAAUAAUCAAGAGAUUGGGUUGAAUGAAAACCAGAGCGGAGUCAUUCAGAGCUGCUGUCCGACUGACAGGCUAAUGGUCAUUAGGAGUUCAUGUGAUACUACAAAAGUACUGUUAAUACCUGGUGCUAACAAGCCCCCUUUGUCCUGAUUGUGUCCACAUCCUGAUUGUACCCACAUUUGUAGACCAUCAAAAGACACAUUGUGAUCUGAUUGUGAUCUUCCUGACCACCUCCAGAGGUAGACAGGCACAUAGCCGUGGGAAGUAGUGCACUGGGCCUUUACUAGUACGAUAUUAACGGACUUAUAUAGCCGUCUGUAGUGCAGCACCCCCACCCUCAAACAUCUUCCCACGGCCUGCAUUGUGUCUGGAUAUCUUACAAAUGUAGACAUAUCUAGACAGUGACACCAUUUGAAUCAAAAUUAUCCCACCUUCUAAAAUCAUUGACAGGUGGCACCCUUGACUUUAGACAUAAAUUUUUGUUUUAAAAUAAAUACAUUUAUAUUAUUUUGAAAGAAUAUUAAUCAAAUAAUUGGAUGCAUGUUAGCGCCCGGUAUAAACAAGGCCCUGGUCACUAGUGUGUUCACUUCCUAGUGUGUUCACUUCCUAGUGUGUUCACUUCCUAGUGUGUUCACUUCCUAGUGUGUUCACUUCCUAGUGUGUUCACUUCCUAGUGUGUUCACUUCCUAGUGUGUUCACUUCCUAGUGUGUUCACUUCCUAGUGUGUUCACUUCCUAGUGUAGAUACAUUAGUGAGAAAAAAUCUUGACACGAGGCAUCCUUGCCCUCUUGCCCAGGGUGGCACAUUUUAUGUUUGUUUACAUGUGUCAAGAAAUAUUGUGUGAAUAUUUGCUAGAUGUCAGAAAAAUGUUGGAUCUUAUUUCAGGUGUCAAGUUGAUAUUCUAUUUGAAGACCAAAGGUCUACCGAAUAUUGCGGGAAUGAAAAAAAUAUAUAAUUUGUACUGUACAAGCUGCAAGCUGCAAGCUGAUUUAUGUAGCUGUCUGCUGCAGUAACACAUAGAUGUUAUGUGUAUAAUUGGAUUUGAGUAAAAGAGAACAAGAAUUUAAAUAAAAGAGAAUGCGAAUAACAAUCAAUUGUUUGUGUUUUUUGAAAAUGUUUAAUGUAAACAUUAUAGUAAAUUUUAUUUUUAAAGCGCUGAAAUGUUCAUUAACCUCUACUUCCUCACAAACCCGGGUCCGGGAGCACCCCCACCAGUAAAAAAGCUGACUAGCAUAGGCUAGUAUAGCGUCACAAGUAAAUACUAGCAUCUAAAUAUCAUUAAAUCACAAGUCCAAGACACCAAAUGAAAGAUACACAUCUUGUGAAUCUAGCCAUCAUUUCUGAUUUUUAAAAUGUUUUACAGGGAAGACACAAUAUGUAAAUCUAUUAGCUAACCACGUUAGCAAAAGACACCACUUUUUUACUCCACCAUUUUUUUACUCCAUCAGUAGCUAUCACAGAUUCGACCAAAUAAAGAUAUAAAUAGCCACUAACCAAGAAACAACUUCAUCAGAUGACAGUCUGAUAACAUAUUUAUUGUAUAGCAUAUGUUUUGUUAGAAAAAUUUGCAUAUUUCAGGUAUAAAUCAUAGUUUACCAUUGCAGCCACUAUCACAACGCUCACCAAAGCGACUAGAAUAACUACAGAGACCAUCGUGUAUUAGCUAAUUAUUCAUCAUAAAACAUUUCUUAAAAAUACACAGCGUACAGCAGAUGAAAGACACAGAUCUUGUGAAUCCAGCCAAUAUUUCAGAUUUUCUAAGUGUUUUACAGCGAAAACACAAUAUCGCGUUAUAUUAGCUUACCACAAUAGCAAACAUCACAUUGAUUCAAGGCAAAAAUAGCGAUAACGUAUAAACCACCAAAAUAUAUACAUUUUUUCACUAACCUUCUCAGAAUUCUUCAGACGACAGUCCUAUAACAUCAUAUUACACAAUGCAUAUAGAGUUUGUUCGAAAAUGUGCAUAUUUAGCGGCACAAAUCGUGCUUAUACAAUGUGAUUAGUGUCCAAAACCUCAAGCAAUCUGUCCGGCGCCAUCUUGGAGAGGCACCUAUUCUAAUCGAAAACUAUUCAUAAACUUGACAAAAAAAAUACAGGUUGG
This is a messenger RNA of Salvelinus fontinalis (brook trout), 10980 nucleotides long. It is a transcript of the gene znf648, whose product is annotated as zinc finger protein 648. The transcript has 2 exons. Bases 690 to 2405 code for a protein of 571 amino acids. The record is from RefSeq and is a predicted model, not a curated record. NCBI's taxonomy places the organism in Eukaryota, Metazoa, Chordata, Actinopteri, Salmoniformes, Salmonidae. Gene Ontology annotation, molecular function: RNA polymerase II cis-regulatory region sequence-specific DNA binding; DNA-binding transcription factor activity, RNA polymerase II-specific. Gene Ontology annotation, biological process: regulation of DNA-templated transcription.